AUGGUCAGCUCCUGCUGUGGCUCCGUCUGCUCUGACCAGGGCUGUGGCCAAGAGACCUGCUGCCAACCCAGCUGCUGCCAGACCACCUGCUGCAGGACCACCUGCUGCCGCCCCAGCUGCUGUGUGUCCAGCUGCUGCAGGCCCCAGUGCUGCCAGUCCCUGUGCUGCCGUCCCAGCUGCUGCCGCCCUAGUUGCUGUGUGUCCAGCUGUUGUCGUCCAGUCUGCUGUCCGACCACCUGCUGCCGCCCCAGCUGCUGUGUGUCCAGCUGCUGCCGUCCCAGCUGCUGUGUGUCCAGCUGCUGCCGCCCCAGCUGCUGUGUGUCCAGCUGCUGCCGUCCCAGCUGCUGUGUGUCCAGCUGCUGCCGCCCCAGCUGCUGUGUGUCCAGCUGCUGCCGCCCCAGCUGCUGUGUGUCCAGCUGCUGCAGGCCCAGAUGCUGUGUGUCUAGCUGCUGCCGCCCCAGCUGCUGUGUGUCCAGCUGCUGCCGCCCCAGCUGCUGUGUGUCCAGCUGCUGCAGGCCCCAGUGCUGCCAGUCCCUGUGCUGCCAGCCCAGCUGCUGCCACCCCUGCUGUUGCCUGCGUCCAGUCUGUGGCCGAGUCUCCUGCCACACCACCUGCUAUCGCCCAACCUGUGUCAUCUCCACCUGCCCCCGGCCCCUGUGCUGCGCCUCCUCUUGCUGCUGA
Messenger RNA from Nycticebus coucang (slow loris), 681 nucleotides. RefSeq names its product keratin-associated protein 4-6-like. The record is from RefSeq and is a predicted model, not a curated record. Gene Ontology annotation, cellular component: keratin filament. Lineage: Eukaryota; Metazoa; Chordata; Mammalia; Primates; Lorisidae. The coding region runs from base 1 to 681 and encodes 226 amino acids. The transcript has 2 exons.